Molecule: messenger RNA, 3748 nt
Organism: Thamnophis sirtalis
Lineage: Eukaryota; Metazoa; Chordata; Lepidosauria; Squamata; Natricidae
Source: RefSeq, a predicted model, not a curated record
CCGCCUGGUUGGGGAACGGAAAGCAGGGUAAAGGUUGCAUCGAGAGGCGAAGCCAAAAGCUGGGAGAGUUGCGUUGAGCGAUCUCGCUUCCGAAGCAGCCAUGGCAGAACAACCUAAGUCCCGUCAGGCACCUAUCAGCCCCGUAAAAAACUUCUUCGCGGGUGGCUUCGGAGGUGUCUGCUUGGUCUUCGUGGGACACCCGCUGGAUACUAUCAAGGUCAGGCUACAGACUCAGCCGAAGCCUUUGCCAGGAGAGGCUCCUCUUUAUGCUGGGACCUUGGACUGUUUCAGAAAGACUUUUGUGAAAGAGAUAUCCUCAGCUGUUUGCAGCAGGAAUGUUAUCAGGGGUGUUUACCACUGCAAUUAUGGCACCAGGAGAAAGGAUCAAGUGCCUACUACAGAUCCAAGCAGCCGCCGGUGAAAAAAAAUAUGCGGGCCCCUUGGACUGUGCCAAACAAAUAUAUCGUGAAGCUGGCAUUCGAGGCGUGUACAAAGGAACAGCGCUCACACUCAUGAGAGAUGUUCCAGCCAGUGGAAUGUACUUCAUGACUUAUGAAUGGCUGAAAAAUAUUUUGACACCUCAGGGGCAGAGUGUCAGUGACCUCAGUGUACCCAGAAUCCUCUUUGCUGGAGGCAUGGCAGGGAUCUUCAACUGGGCUGUAGGAAUCCCUCCUGAUGUGCUGAAGUCACGAUUCCAGACAGCUCCUCCAGGGAAGUAUCCCAAUGGUUUCAGAGACGUCCUGCGAGAGCUUGUUCGAGAGGAAGGAGUGUUGUCUCUGUACAAGGGAUUCAACGCUGUGAUGAUCAGAGCCUUUCCUGCCAAUGCAGCAUGCUUCCUUGGCUUUGAAGUUGCCAUGAAAUUUCUUCACUGGAUUGCGCCAGGUCUUUGAUGACCGAAAAGUAUUUUCCUAAAGGAAACCGAGGGCAAGGAAAAUAACUGCAUUGGAGGAGAAAAAUCAGAAUUAUGAAAUAAGCUAUAAAUUGACUCAUUUUUUAAUUAAUCUUUUUGCCUUACGCUUUCUGGGUGGUGCCCUUUUGCCGUUCGGAAUCUUGAGCCAAAUCUCCUUCUGUGGAGAAAUUCAAGAGGAAUUCACAACAACACUCUUGCCUUCUCAAUACAAAAGUACCAUGCCGUUGAUAGAAGACCUUGCCGCUAUUAACAGGUAUCGAUGUUUAAUCCCCGUCCCCCUCAUUUUCCUGUGCUGAAUAAAGGAAAAUGAUUUUAAUUUCCCUUUUUAUAUUAAUUAAAAAAAUAUGCAUUUCUGGUUAUAGUACCAAGGACAUUCCUAGAACCAUUAUGGGAUGUUUGGAACUGGCUAUAAUGCACUUAAUUCUCAGGACGGAAUUUAAGUAAUAGAUAAAACUGAUAUUAAAAAAACAUUUGAUUGCACUUGCAGGUAUUUGGUGCUAUUUACCAUGGUUUCUUGUUAGUUCCUGUGGAAUGAAUGGGAACAUCUGAACAGUUUUGUAUUUCUGUUCAUGCCUUAUUCAUGCCCUAUUAGUCCUUGCUUAUACAACACAGUUGUAGUAUGUAUUGACUGUGUAAGCCUCAUUUUAUUGCCUUGUGGUCUCUGACCCAAAAUCCAUGGCAUACAAUUGCUUCUUUGACGUAAUGAAUAUAAAAAGAAAGCCACUAAGAGAAUAAUGCAAAAAUUAAAGAGCCUUAAAAUCACCAAAUAUAAAUAAGUAUUAAAUUAGUGAAGACCUGCUAUGUGUUUGUAUAUAAUGAAAAACCUCAAUAGCAGAAACUGUGGGGUAAAUCCCAAUCACUUUGGCUGGAAUGGACAGUCAGUUAUAAAAAAGCCUUUCUCUAAAUUCAGCUUUGGUCCUUUCUGGAUAACUAAUGAUAUCUUGAGAGGCAGCUUUACAAGAGGUGGACAAUCUUCUUGUACAUGGCAUGCCAGAUAUUAUGUAUUUUGGUAUUCCUGGUACCUAGGAAUGUACUGCAAUGGUUCCAAAGCAAUUUGUGUUCCAUCCCAGGAAGCUCUAAAGUUGGAGGAGCCUGCAAUAGGAUAACUUAACUACAAUCCCAUUCUGUUUUAAUGUGAUCCCCUUUCAUACCCACACAUAUAUGGGUUUUUAAGUACAUACCAUGUACAAAUAGUGUUUACAAAAUGUUUCACUGGAACAUGUUUAGAACUCAAUAAAAGUUGUACAUUGGUUUUCUUGUUUGUUUUGCAUGUUGAAAUAGCUAUAUCAGUACUUGAAACAUACUUCUUUUUCAUAGCAUUCUGGCAAUUUGAAGAAAAGAGCCUUUAUCAAUGGGAAGGGGCUGAGAUGUUUGUUAAAUUGUAUGUGUGAGUGCAGCAACAAAAAAGUUGCACAUUGGAGUGUUCAUUAAAAAAAUCAUUCUUUUAUCCAUUUUAGAAGAUAUUCAAUGCAUUUCCAACUUAAAUGGUCACUUUGGAGAAUUACAUCAAUUUUCCAGAGAUAUCUGUUGAGCUUUAUUGAAAUAUGCAAUUGUUUUGCUAUGUAAAAACAAUCAGAUUCUCCAAAUAUUAAAAGAGAGUCAUUGAAUGCAAUGAAGUUUGGUUCUACAUUCAGUGAAGUAUGGUUUGGUUAAGUUUGGUUCUACCAUACAUUAUUGUAUAAUGGGAUCAUUUAGUCAAGGGAGAAAUCUCUUAGUCAAAAUCCCAUUCUUUUGUAGCCCUUCCUUCAGACAGAAAUGAAGGAAUUGAUGGAACAUGAACUCCGAUGGAUCAGGAUCAGGUCAUUUAGGGUGGUACAUUUUGUGUCAACGAAUGUACUUUAUGAAAGAAAAGUCUGUAGUUCUGAUUCUUUCUACAAGGAGCAUUUUGAAAGGAAGGGUGCAAGGUUUAUAGACGGGCCGCUAUAAGUUGUCCCUGAGGUGCCUUUUCAAAGGAUCCAUUCUUGAUUCUCUUGAAAAUACAGGCUUAGAUGUUGUAUUUAUUGUUGACUGAGAGACUCCUCUGUUUUGUCUGAGAGAGAAUGGUUGUAUUAAUAUAGUUUGGAUUAUCUUUCAUCUGCAGUUACAUUAAUUACCAGCAUUGCUGUUAACCUUGUUUUUUAUGCUCAAGAUAAUCUGAAAUCGGUUUUCUCAAAAACACGCCAUCUACUGUGUCAAAUAAGGAGAAUGAAGUUUGCACUUCUGAAUUUAUGAAAUGCCAAUAGCUGGCUUUAAAAUGCCAUUCCUGUGUAUAGUUUUUCAAUGGGAGGGAGGGUUCUUUUAAAAAAUGAACAAAUUACCUCAUGAUGCCCAAUAUUCAGCCUAAGUUAGUCAUUGUCUCAAUUAUGUAAGAAGAAGUACUGAAUUGCCUCUCUCUGCAAUAUACUGCAUCAUUCAAUGUUCAGAUCAUCCAGAAAGAUGAGUAAUUCAUUCCCUCCCACUUUAAGAACAGCAAAUAGGAACUUCCUGGGGGUAGGCUGAAAUCCAGCUCAAGUCUUAGAAUAUAUCUUGAGUGUCUUAUUUUAUUAGUUAGAAAUCUGUGUGAUACAGGAUUUUAUUAGUUUGAUCUGGAUUUAUUGACCCUGAACAAAAUAUUUCUCUCUCUCCUUCUCCCCCCCUCUCUCUCCCUCUCCUUCUCCCUCUCUCCCUCCCUCUCUCUCUGUCCAUUGGAAGAGUUUAUUGAAUGAUAAGAAUGCUCAAAGUUCCUAUUCUAUGCAGUUGAACCGAGCUGCCUUUUACAUUGGCCACCAUGCCUUUGACAUAAAGCACGUAUUGCACAAAGCCAUUUGUGGAAUGUAUUUGGUUUUAGACUAACAUAUUGUGUUAACUCUAACCCUUGUA